CAUUGUUGUGUCCAUUCUUCAAGCUGCCAGCAGAGUCACCUGAUGCCGGCAGGUCGGAGCGUCUCAAUCCAGGCCGCCCUGUCGUAAUAAUUGUCCGACCGAACCGAUCUGCUAGCCUCUGCGGCGCGCGCAGCUCCUCCCAUGCCUUCGUAAUCGGCCUCUGCCUGGGCGCGACGUGUCGCCGACGCACAUACGUGUCGGGCGGUAUUUACUGGAGCCACAAUAGCCUGCUCCAUCCGUCGUAGGCGAUAGUGGACCGGCCAGGUCAAUGCCUCCCGCUCGAGUUGGCGUAGCAGCAACGCGACGAUAGAACCGCCAGCCUGCCAUUGCUCGACCGACAGACACAAACUCUAGAAAAUGGGGGCCACCAUCUCCGCGAUCAAGGCCUUGAUCGUGCCAGCCGUCAUCGCCCUGGUCAUCUACCUGUUGCUUUCCUUCGUCGCCGUCCCGCUCUGGCAACGAUACCAGAACCGCUAUAGCCACUACAUCCCGCUGGACUCGAUAACAGACCGGACGUCGUCGCUGCGCCAGCGUCUCCAGGACCGCAUUGCUCAGUACCUAAGCCCCUCGAGCUGGCGGAGGGACCAUGCCCACGUCGUCGUGGGCGACCUGGCGGAUGACGACACUUCCGACACUGGAUUUGACUCGGAAGACGGCGAGGAGUUGAACAAUGUGGCCGACGGUACCGGUCGGAGAACGGAGCUGACUAGCAGGAGCAACCGGCCCGACCAGACGACGAGGUUAAGCAGAGACCUCGAGCAGGGAUUUAUAGACGAUAGCAGCAGCGAUAGCAGCGGUCGGUAGGCUUUGGCCUAUACCGUUAAUCAAAUG
Molecule: messenger RNA, 831 nt
Organism: Gaeumannomyces tritici R3-111a-1
Lineage: Eukaryota; Fungi; Ascomycota; Sordariomycetes; Magnaporthales; Magnaporthaceae
Exons: 3
Coding region: 358-804 (148 amino acids)
Source: RefSeq, a predicted model, not a curated record